AGCAGCAAGCUGCAGGGCUAUUUGUCGCUUGCUAGGUAGGAGCAGGUGAACCUGUUUACUUAUCUACUCACAAGCAGUUUGUCUGCGUGCGCCCGGAGUGGGGAAGGUGUAGCAUGGAGCAGCCCGUGCAAACACACAUGUGGAAAGCGCAUACUUUACAGGAGCUUAUCCGGAUCCUGCAUCACAUAUUUUCUAGCGAUAAAGCCAAUAUAGAAGAAGUGCAGGCCUUAAUGGAAUCGUAUGAGAGCAAUCCUGCAGAGUGGAUGAAAUAUGCCCAAUUUGACCAAUACAGGUAUACAAGAAAUCUUGUGGAUAAAGGAAAUGGAAAGUUCAACUUGAUGAUCUUAUGCUGGGGUGAAGGGCAUGGCAGCAGUAUUCAUGAUCACACAGACUCACACUGCUUUAUGAAGAUCCUUCAGGGGAAUCUAAAAGAGACUCUGUUUGAGUGGCCUGGAAAAAAAGGGACUGGAGCAAUGACUAAGAAGUCAGAACGUGUUUUGGGAGAAAAUCAAUGUGCCUAUAUCCAUGACUCCAUUGGCCUGCACCGGGUAGAGAACACAAGCCACACAGAGUCUGCUGUUAGUCUACAUCUGUACAGCCCAGCCUUUGACAACUGUAACACCUUUGAUCAAAGAACUGGACACAAGCACAAAGUCAAAAUGACAUUCUAUAGUCAGUUUGGAGAAAGGACUCCAGGGGCAACAGCAGUGUCACAAGAGAACAACUGAGAAGCACUAGAAUGAAUAUGCUAAGGCCUGCUGAAUAUUUGCCCAGGGACUAAAGAAUUGUAUAGCUGAUGCCAGCUUUAGCUGAGUAACCUGUGCAUAGAAAUACAGUAGGGAAGCCUCCUGGCAAUAUGUAGUUAUCCUGAAUGAAUACUGCUUAUGGAAAGUCUAAGGUGACUAGUGCUGUAAGCUGCUACAGGGGUUAGAUGCCUUUACAUAGGCUGUUGUAAAGUCAGAAUCAAGUAUCUUGUUUUUCUGAUCCUAGCCUCUUUUUUUAAAUUCCAAAUUUGAGACUCUACUGAGAAUAUCAGUAAUAGGCUUUUAAAACACCAUUUGCCUCUUUAAAUAGGGUUUUUUUUUUUAUGUGGUAUGUGUGCUCAGUGUAUUUAGUUAUCUAAAUUUUGUAGCUUCAAGUCACCAUUAAUAAUAUGUACCCAUUUGUAAUGUAUUAGGUACUAUUAACAGCAGUUGUCUUGUUUUUUAAAUUACCGGUAAGUCUCUUUAUGUUUUAAUGCUCUGGAUUUUGGUAGUUGUGCAUUUUUUUUAUUUUAUUUUUAAAAAAUAUAAUUUGUCAGAUCUGUUUUUAAACAGGACCAAUAAUGCAGUUCAUGUACAACACUGUUUGAAAAGUUAACUGAUUUGGAGAAAGGUCUGGGUUUUUAACCAGACGAAUUAUGUCUAAUAUGGUUAAUAUCCAGUUUCCAGAGUUCUGUUGUAUAGCUACUGAAGUCCUUAGGGUAACCUAAAUAAAACUGGAUUUGAGUACAAAUUUCAAAA
Pelodiscus sinensis (Chinese soft-shelled turtle) is the source of this 1502-nucleotide messenger RNA. RefSeq names its product cysteine dioxygenase type 1 (gene CDO1). NCBI's taxonomy places the organism in Eukaryota, Metazoa, Chordata, Testudines, Trionychidae. Gene Ontology annotation, biological process: L-cysteine catabolic process. Gene Ontology annotation, molecular function: ferrous iron binding; cysteine dioxygenase activity. The record is from RefSeq and is a predicted model, not a curated record.